AUGACACCACUCUUCUCCAGCCCCAGUGACACAGCUUGGCUGUUUCCAUCACAAGAACAGAGCACAUCUGAGAGCAGCCAGACAAUAGACUUUAAAGAAAAGAAACCUUGGAAGAAAAAGUUACGCCGAUCACAACAUGCUCGCAAAGAGACAGAGUUCCUGCGGCUCAAGAGGACCCGGCUUGGCCUGGAUGACUUCGAGUCUCUGAAAGUGAUAGGAAGAGGAGCUUUUGGAGAGGUGGCCCAUAUCCGAGCAGAGAGAGACAUUUUGGUAGAAGCCGAUGGCGCCUGGGUGGUGAAGAUGUUCUACAGCUUUCAGAAUAAGAGGAAUCUUUAUCUAAUCAUGGAGUUUCUUCCUGGAGGUGACAUGAUGACAUUGCUAAUGAAGAAGGACACCUUGACAGAAGAGGAGACCCAGUUCUACAUUUCAGAGACUGUUCUAGCCAUAGAUGCAAUCCACCAGUUAGGCUUCAUUCAUCGGGAUAUUAAACCAGACAACCUUCUGUUGGACGCCAAGGGUCAUGUGAAACUAUCUGAUUUUGGUUUAUGCACGGGGUUAAAGAAAGCUCACAGGACUGAAUUCUACAGAAAUCUCACACACAACCCACCAAGUGACUUCUCUUUUCAGAACAUGAAUUCAAAGAGGAAAGCAGAAACAUGGAAGAAGAACAGGAGACAACUGGCGUAUUCCACAGUUGGGACGCCAGAUUACAUUGCUCCAGAAGUGUUCAUGCAGACUGGCUACAACAAGCUGUGUGACUGGUGGUCCCUGGGCGUGAUUAUGUAUGAAAUGCUAAUAGGGUAUCCACCUUUCUGCUCCGAAACGCCUCAGGAAACAUACAGAAAAGUGAUGAACUGGAAAGAGACGCUGGUGUUUCCUCCAGAGGUCCCCAUAUCGGAGAAAGCCAAGGACUUAAUUCUCAGAUUUUGUGUUGACUCUGAAAAUAGAAUUGGAAAUAGCGGAGUAGAGGAGAUAAAAAGUCAUCCCUUUUUUGAAGGUGUGGACUGGGGGUACAUAAGGGAAAGGCCAGCAGCAAUCCCUAUAGAAAUCAAAAGCAUCGAUGAUACUUCCAAUUUUGAUGACUUCCCUGAGUCCGAUAUUUUACAACCAGUGCCAAAUACCACAGAACCCGACUACAAAUCCAAAGACUGGGUUUUUCUCAAUUAUACCUAUAAAAGGUUUGAAGGGUUGACUCAGCGCGGCUCUAUCCCUACGUACAUGAAAGCCGGGAAGUUAUGAGUGAGGACCGCAUUCGCCCACAGCCAAGAGAACUCAGGUAGCUGCAUCACCAGGCUUGCUUGGCGUAGGUCACAGUACACUGAAACACUCCUGAUGACGAACGGUGGUGCUCGCUGACUGCGAGAGGAAAUUCUGCGGGAUUAGGAUUUCUAAGACUACUACAGGAAUUGGUUGGCAGUGCCAGCUGGCUUUUUUUUUUUUUUACUAUUUUAUUAUUUUUGUUAACUUUAUUAUACGAAGGUACUGGAAUAAAAGGAACAUACAUCCCUCUCUAACUGCACUGCCUACCUGCAUAUUAAGGUCCAUUCUGCCUGUGUGUGCCAUGGCUUUGAGCUGUAACACCUCUAAUCAGUUCAGGAGAAACACAUAUCACUUAAAGCAACAUCGGCUAAGCUGUAGGUAACCCUGCAGUGCUGUUGUUUUCCUGCAAAUCGUUAAGGGUCUAGAUAAUCAGUAAAAGCCAUCUCCCGUAGCUGGUGGUAGAACAUUUGCCCUAUUGGUUUGGACAUCCGUAGAAUAUAUAUGAAGACAAUUUCUGUAAUGGUUUUAAGACAUUUAAGGAGAAAUACACUGGUUCUUUACGUCAUCCAGUUGCUACACAGACACCACAGUAGGGUGCGACAAGAGCAUAAUAAGAAAGAGGAAGCUUAUCACCUUCACUCAAGCAAUCCACUAAUAUAUUUACUUGCAUUCAGAAAUACUGACCUUUAUCUAUGUAGUCUGUAUACUGAUAGGGAGCUGUUCUGUACUAUAGGAAAUGGAAAGUUGCUUUUCUCGUGACAAGAGGACUUCUUUUUUAACAAGAGGACACAGCAUUAUUUUAAUUUGAUUAUGGUGAGUUGAAUCCCAGAAAUGACAAUGGAGGCUGCUUGUAGAACUAGUGUAUUUUUAUUAAACUAUUUUUUUAA
Messenger RNA from Lepus europaeus (European hare), 2147 nucleotides. RefSeq names its product serine/threonine-protein kinase 38-like. Gene Ontology annotation, biological process: intracellular signal transduction; peptidyl-serine phosphorylation. The transcript is spliced from 3 exons. The record is from RefSeq and is a predicted model, not a curated record. Lineage: Eukaryota; Metazoa; Chordata; Mammalia; Lagomorpha; Leporidae. Gene Ontology annotation, molecular function: protein serine/threonine kinase activity; ATP binding. Bases 1 to 1239 code for a protein of 412 amino acids.